Arachis stenosperma is the source of this 1281-nucleotide messenger RNA. RefSeq lists its product as uncharacterized. The record is from RefSeq and is a predicted model, not a curated record. The transcript is spliced from 6 exons. Lineage: Eukaryota; Viridiplantae; Streptophyta; Magnoliopsida; Fabales; Fabaceae. The coding region runs from base 125 to 1057 and encodes 310 amino acids.
UCGCCAUUUACACUCUUUGCAGCCUUUUAAUUUUCUUGUUCUGCAUCAGAUUCCUAAGUUCUGAACCACCGAUCCAAACACAAUCAAAGCUUCCCCAAGAAAAUAAGAAAAGAAAAGGAAAUUAAUGGCAGACAAGCCAAGCCGAUCGCUGAUCGUAUUCGGAGACGGGUUGGCCCGUUUCAUCGACCCAUCAUCACACAUCAACCUUCAUUCUCUCGCUUCCAAUGCUUUCUGCGGUUUCUUGAGCCUCCCCAAUUCCCCUCUCUCAGAAAGCGAGGAAGAGAGGAUAGUUAGAGAGUUUGCUGUAUUGCUGGAUGCAUGUGAUGCUUGUUUAAAUACGAGUGGUAACCAAGAUAAUGCACCAAAACAAACCUUACCUGAUAGGUUUAUGGGAAUGAAAGCUGCUAUAUUGACAAACAAUUCAGGCUUGAAAUCUUUUAGUGCUAAACUUGGCUUCAGUGUUCUUGAGUUAGAUGAGUUAGUGAAGACUAAGGAGUUACAAGACAUUGUGGUCCUUGAGCUGCUCAAGUUGCUUGGCUUUCAAGAAGGAAAGGUGGUGGACGACAACUACUUUGAUCUUGUUUUCCUUCACGUGGGAGCUGGUGAGAAAGUUGAUAGUAAUGACCAAAAGGAGAUUGAUACUGAAAUGGAGUAUGUCAAUGGCUUGGUUGGGGAGAUAAUGAGCCAAGCGCAACCAGGAUCGGACGUUGGUUCUAGGCUACACUUAUCUGUUGUCAUGAGCUAUGGGAAUGUCUUGGAGGGUGAUGACUCCAAGUAUUCGGUGUCAAAGAGGGCAGAUGAGAAGAACUCUUAUCUUUCAGAGCUCUUUCCUUUGCAAAGUUAUACUAUGAAAGGAGGAAGCCCUCGAAAGGAUGUAAGGCACCAUUGUCCCAUGUUGAUUGCUCAGUGGCAACAUGCUGUGACUCGCAAGGAUGAAACACAGAAGUUUUCUUUCGAAGAUUUCAAGGAGCAUUGUGGGAAUCUUACAAUACCAGCAGACAGGUUCUUGCAUGAGAUAGCCUUUAAGCUUUGGAAAGCUCCGAAGUAUGGAGCCUAAGUUCAUUUUCAUUUCAAGCCUCUUGCCAUAGCAGCAGAGUUCAAUCUACUUAACUUCUAGUGUUAACAUGUCUGGCACCAAUUGCUGGUCAAAUGUUGAUAACAUGUUUAUUUUCAUGGCUUUUACUUUCCAAAUAUUUAUACUGCCAUCUCAUGAGUAUUUCACGAGUUUUAGGCCAAGCUUUACAGAUGUUCCAACUACCAAUCUCAUGAGUAUCUAACGAG